AUGGAUCAAGUAAUGCAGCUGGUGGCGGACCGUGUACCCGUGUUCGCCUCAGUCGCCCUGAUACUCGGUACCGCGUUCCUCUUCUCGAUACUUAGGUCGUCCAAGGGUGGCGUCGAUAAGAUUCCCCUAGUGGGCAACGAGCUUGGAAACGUCGAGCAGCGCAGAAAGGCCUACCUCUCCAACGCCAAAGAUCUGUAUCAACAAGGCUACCAGCGCUUCAAGAACUCGACAUUUAGACUGACGGACACGGAUGGAGAGAAGAUUGUCCUCCCUCGCUCACUUCUCGAUGAAGCUAGACGUUUGCCCGAAGACUACUUGAAUAUCUCAAAGGCAUUCGAGAAGUCAAACGAGCAAAAGUACACUGGACUCGGAGGAAACCAGAUUCACACUGAUUUUCUCAUCCACCUCAUCCGCAGUGACCUUACACACAACCUGAACCGCAUCAAUGGUCGUCUGACCGAGGAGACGGCUCGGGCUGUCGCCGAAGAACUCGGACCUUGUGAAGACUGGACUGCCGAGAAUGUCUACUCCAAACUCUUGAGGAUUGUGGCCAUUGUGAGCGGCAAUAUCUUCCUGGGCCCCGAGCUCUGCCGCCGAGAGGAGUGGGUCAACAGCGCCAUCACCUACACUGUAGACAUGUUUACGGCUAUUGGCAAACUCAAGCAGUGGUCCCCAUGGACGCGGUUCAUUGGCCAGUACUACGUCCCCGAACUCAAGAGCGUCUCGGAGCACCGCCGCAAGUGCCAUGAGUUCUUGGCACCCGUCAUUGCCGAGAGGAGGCAGCAGAUGAAGCAGGGCGUCGCAAUGCCGGAUGAUAUGCUGCAGUGGAUGAUGAACAAGACUGGCGACUUUAAGCUUGGCGAUGAUGACCUAAGCAUAAUCGUACUCAAUCUCAGCUUGGCUGCGAUCCACACGACAACCAUUACAACGAUCAGCGUACUUUACGAUUUGGUCAUUCGCCCAGAUCUCGUGCAAGAAUUGCGAAAGGAGAUCAGCGCCGUCAUGGAGCAGAGCGGCGGCGUCCUCUCUACCCAUUCCUUGUAUGAUAUGAAACUGCUGGAUAGUGUCAUGAAGGAAUCGCAACGAACCAAUCCUGGCAGCCUGGUCCGCUUCGUUCGCUACGUUGACAACGCCGUCACGCUGAGCGAUGGUACGCACUUACCCGCUGGGGCCAUGGUUGAAGCCAACCACGCAAACAUUUUGAACGAUCCUCAGUUGUACUCUUACCCCGAGUCUUUUGACGCACACCGUUUUAUGAAUCUCCGCAAGGGCACUGUAGAGGACCCAAUGGCAUACAAGAACAAGGAACAGUAUCAGUUCGUGACCGUGACCAAGGACUUUAUGGCGUUUGGAUAUGGUCGUCAUGCUUGUCCUGGUCGCUUCUUCGCCGCCAAUGAAAUCAAGCUGAUGCUGUCCCGCAUCCUUCUCGACUACGAUAUCAAGAUGCCAGAAGGUUUUACCGAGCGUUAUCCCAAUCUGUCCAUGGGAUUAGAUGCACUUCCGGAUCCGACGAAAGACCUGAUGCUGAAGAGGGUCAAGGCACAUGUGUAG
This is a messenger RNA of Pestalotiopsis fici W106-1, 1551 nucleotides long. RefSeq lists its product as uncharacterized. Gene Ontology annotation, molecular function: oxidoreductase activity, acting on paired donors, with incorporation or reduction of molecular oxygen; iron ion binding; monooxygenase activity. The coding region runs from base 1 to 1551 and encodes 516 amino acids. The record is from RefSeq and is a predicted model, not a curated record. The transcript is spliced from 7 exons. NCBI's taxonomy places the organism in Eukaryota, Fungi, Ascomycota, Sordariomycetes, Amphisphaeriales, Sporocadaceae.